AUGGAAAUGCAUCAAGACUCUACUUCUGAGAAAAGGGGGCAUAUCUGCCCGCCUUCAAACGCGACACAUCCUUCAGACCGAUGGGAGUCGCUCUUCGUGUACGGGUUCAUAUGCAAGUUCACUCAGCUACGAAGUAAAGUUGAAGGACUGGAUUCACCCAUGGACUUCGAGGAGGCAUUGCUGUCCAACGAGCCAAAUCCCGUCAUGACCCAGAUCCUCUCGCGAUUCGUGCUGAAUUUGAGACCACAGACGCGUAAUGUGAGUUCGGACGUGAUAUCGUCCACUGUAGUCACUGUCCUCCAGGACUACCUCAAGUCGUCAGAGAGGACCGUGUUUUGGGACGAGGAAUUGAAGACGAAUGUUGAUCCCUUUCAUGGGAUGGCCCAGGGCUUUUUUGCCGCUCACUGGGACCUAAAGCUGAAAGUACUGCGACAGCUUGUGGAAUUGCAGCUCAGUCAUAGCCCAGCAGUAAAGAACAUCAUAGACCGUGCGUGGGGUGUUGUUCACAACAAGCACAAGAAGACAGAAACUCCCGCCGUGCCACCACCACCCGGCGACCCUCUUAGUCAGGAAGCUCUGCAACUUAUCCCGCUUGGACAAGACACGGACCGCAAGCGUUACUGGGUCAUCGAUGACUCACCACGUCUAUAUCUGUCCACGAACCCAUGGAAGAUAACCGCCACCUUCCAGACGAUUGCAUCGACACGAGAAGAGUACAUGGCAAUCGUGGAUAAAGUCAAGGAAUCUGCCCCUUCAGAACCAAAGCCUGGCGAACGAAGGACAAAGUUAGAGCUGGCGCAUCUGGCCUUGCUCAAGGCUCUACAAGAUAGAAUGGAAGUCAUUGACGCAGAGUUAACGAGACUACAUCGAGCUCGUAGGAAGAUAGAGCAGCGUAACCUCCUCAUCGCACAAGCAGAGGUGCGCGAGACCCGAACUCGACGGCGGACAACACGUCCAGAUUAUGCUUAUAUGAAUGAUCCGAUCAGCGAGGAUGACCAAGACGAAUACACAUACCAAGAGCAAGAAGAUGACGAAUACGAAGACCAAAUGGAGUACGAUGAUUUGUCGGGCUACCGUGGCGAUCCUUCCACUAGUCGACGUGCUGCCGCCGGCGCAGGGCGACGACGCUCGACACGUACGUCCAAUGGUGACGGGAAGCGCACCGCUGAUGAAUGGGCCGAAUGGCGAGGCGAACGCCGCUCAACCAGGUUGGGUGCUCCAGCGGAAACUCAGCUCGACAACGCGCUUCCCACCAGGGCACGAACGGUAGACAGCACAGUUAGCACAAACUCGGCGGAGGGAACUCCAGCGCAGGCUCCGAGCGGUUUGAAGAUCAAAAUUCAUGGCGCCGCGGCGAUGAAACCCACCGAGACGGCAGUGGAGGUUGUUGCCGGAAAGAAGAAAAGCAAGUACUGGUACUACGCAGUGGAACCAGUGGCUGCAGUCGCCUCCGCUCCCCCACCUCCAAGUGAUUACGCGUCUACGUCAUAUCACGAUGCAGGAUCAUCAGCUACGAAUGGUUCACGGUACGGCGGGGGGUCAGAAACAUCGGAAGUCAACGGGCAUGACAAGAACGGAGACAUGGAGUUGUACGAGAAGAGUUUAGAAGGGAGUCUCUCGCCGGCAUCCAGCAUGGAUGAAUCAUGA
Sparassis crispa is the source of this 1647-nucleotide messenger RNA. RefSeq lists its product as hypothetical. Bases 1 to 1647 code for a protein of 548 amino acids. The record is from RefSeq and is a predicted model, not a curated record. The transcript is spliced from 7 exons. Lineage: Eukaryota; Fungi; Basidiomycota; Agaricomycetes; Polyporales; Sparassidaceae.